Molecule: messenger RNA, 828 nt
Organism: Alternaria postmessia
Lineage: Eukaryota; Fungi; Ascomycota; Dothideomycetes; Pleosporales; Pleosporaceae
Exons: 2
Coding region: 1-828 (275 amino acids)
Biological process (GO): protein deubiquitination
Cellular component (GO): nucleus; cytosol
Molecular function (GO): cysteine-type deubiquitinase activity; cysteine-type endopeptidase activity
Source: RefSeq, a predicted model, not a curated record
AUGACAGCUCAGCAAGAUUCAGACGAAUUUUUACUGAGGAUAUUUGACGGCAUCCAGAAUAGUUACGAUCCUCAUACUAUUCAUGGAGCAGCGCGUCAAGCUGAAUAUGAUUCACUUUUCCACGUCAGGACUCGUGAAGUCCACACUUGCGAUGGUUGUGAUGCCACUCGAUCCGACAACGUGAAUGAGAUGCUGGGAAUUAGAAUCAUUCCAGAUGCUAAUAUCAUGGACGACACAGUCGAAAAUGCCCUUUCCCGGUACUUUAGUGAUCCCACAGCCAUCUCAGCAUCCUCCAGUUGUUCCUGCAAGAAGUACUCGACUCAGUCGAUCAGGAGAACGAUUAUAGCUGCACCUGAGUACCUUCGUGUUCAAAUCAAUCUUGUUCAACAAGUUUCAGAGGAAAGAAAGGAUAAAUACGGCAACGUCAAGGUGGACAAAAAAACUGGCGAUCCCAUAAUGGUUGUGAACGUGGUCAAGAAUACUAACCCCAUAUCAAUACCUGACACCAUUGACUUGACAGCGCACAUGGACAUCCCAGCAACAAUCCAGAACCCUUAUCCAGUACAAUAUAAGCUCGUAUCUGCCACCUAUCAUAGCGGUGCCAGUUUCAAUGCAGGUCACUACACAGCCGGCGUCACUGGCCCGGCGCUUCCAUUCCGAGCCGAAAGAGCGCAAUUCUUCUGCAAUGAUGCGGCCAUUACCGAUCUGCCGCCGACUGAUGCUCAUCCGAAUGCAAUUACGGAAAAUCCUAUGCAAGGGGACUUCAAUGCUACUACUCUCUACUAUGAGAGAAUCACGCCUAAGAGUAUACCUAUGAAACGCAGCUAA